Molecule: messenger RNA, 928 nt
Organism: Sceloporus undulatus (fence lizard)
Lineage: Eukaryota; Metazoa; Chordata; Lepidosauria; Squamata; Phrynosomatidae
Gene: GNG3
Product: G protein subunit gamma 3
Exons: 3
Coding region: 322-549 (75 amino acids)
Biological process (GO): G protein-coupled receptor signaling pathway
Cellular component (GO): heterotrimeric G-protein complex
Molecular function (GO): G-protein beta-subunit binding
Source: RefSeq, a predicted model, not a curated record
GGUUUGGUCCCAGCAUUAAGUGGUUUGCAGCAUCCUCAAGGUACUGGACCACUGAACUAAGCCUGGGAAAGGUGAGCAGAGCAAUUGGGGAAAGGGAGACAGGGAGGCCAGUUUGGACCCAGCAAGGUGGUGGCAAAGGAGAAGAACCAAGGAGCCAAGUGCUGUCUGAAAACUCUCCCUCCCUUGCUCUGCUAUCACCCAAUAUCAUCUACUGAGGAGAAGGCAAGAGUCCCCCACCCUCCUUCAGAGCUUCUGAAUACCUAAGGCUGAAGAACAUCCAUUUUAUUUGCUCUCCUUUUCUUCUAUUCUAGCAGAAUUACCAUGAAAGGUGAGACGCCAGUGAACAGCACCAUGAGUAUUGGACAAGCCCGCAAGAUGGUGGAGCAGCUCAAGAUUGAAGCCAGCAUGUGCAGGAUAAAGGUAUCCAAAGCAGCAGCUGAUCUGAUGACAUACUGUGAUGCCCAUGCCUGUGAAGACCCUCUCAUCACCCCUGUGCCCACUUCCGAAAACCCCUUCCGGGAGAAGAAGUUCUUCUGUGCCCUCCUCUGAGCAAUGUCUGGCAUUCCUCACUUCGACCCCACCCCAACCAGUUUCAUGGGGCCAGAGGGCACAAGGCCCAUUCUCCUUUCCUUUCCACUUCCCCUGAGACACCCAAACCAUCAAUUAGUAAAGGAGGCCGAGAGUAUCUGCACAUCUAAGCCUUUACCAUGGAGGGGCAGAUGUAGCUGUUUCUGCUUGCAGCCUCCCACCAAACCAACCGCAAGAUCGUGGUGUGAUUAUUCCAUACACUUCACCUGAGCACAAUAACCUCUACAAGCAAGAUGGACACAGCACCCCACCUUCCUCCAAGAAGGGAGCCUCCAUUCAGUUUAACAACAAAGGAGAAGAGAACGGCACAUUGUUUACUUACUGUGAAGUGUAUUCUGGG